This is a messenger RNA of Penicillium macrosclerotiorum, 1776 nucleotides long. Its product is annotated as MFS general substrate transporter. Bases 1 to 1776 code for a protein of 591 amino acids. Lineage: Eukaryota; Fungi; Ascomycota; Eurotiomycetes; Eurotiales; Aspergillaceae. Gene Ontology annotation, biological process: transmembrane transport. Gene Ontology annotation, molecular function: transmembrane transporter activity. The record is from RefSeq and is a predicted model, not a curated record. The transcript has 4 exons.
AUGUGGUUCAAAAACUCAAAUGAUCGGCCAUCGGCCGGCGAGAAUGAGAUUGAAAGCGCCAGGAGUACAACCCUCAACCCUGAUGCCAAAGAGGCGGAGGAGGCCAUGACCCAGCAUGAUGCCAGAAGCCUUGAGGACGAAGUUCCAACUGAGGAUGCUCAGGCUGGCGUUCAGGGCAUUGAGGCGAUCACUCUGUCAUGGUCGCGGUCAUCCCUGAUCGUUGUAUAUCUCUCCAUGUUUUCACUAUACAUGGUGAACGCCUUCCGCCAGUCGAUCACAGGCAAUCUCUACGCGUAUAUCACGAGUGACUUUUCCCAGCACUCUCUGAUCCCUGUUAUCAGUAUUGUUACAGGUGUUAUGGGAGCGGCUUGCAAUAUGCCCAUUGCCAAAAUGUUGAAUUUGUGGGAUCGUGCGCAUGGCUUCAUCUUUUUGAUGGUCCUGUCAAUCAUUGGCACGAUUCUGAGCGCAACGUGCAAGAAUAUUGCAGUUUACUGCGCCGGAGAGGUUUUCUCGACAGUCGGAUUUACCGGAAUGAUCUAUGCGGUGGACGUUUUGACCGCAGACACGUCGAAAGUGUCCCACCGAGGUAUGGCGUUUGCCUUCACUUCAUCACCUUAUAUUGUCACUGCGUUUGCUGGCCCUAAGGCUGCUGAGAAGUUUAAUGAUAUCAAUUGGCGCUGGGGAUACGGGUGUUGGGCCAUUCUCGUGCCCUUUGUCGCCGCUCCGCUGUACAUCUGUAUGCAGCUUGGCAAACGAGACGCAAAAAAGAAGGGAAUCUGGGUGGAGCGGAAGAGCGGCCGUACUUUCUAUCAGAGCCUCAUCUAUUAUUUGAUCGAAUUCGACGUUCUUGGCGUGGUGCUUCUGGCGGGUGGACUUGUGGUUUUCCUUCUUCCUUUCUCCAUAGCAACCUCCGUCAAGGACGAGUGGAGGUCCGGAUCGAUUAUUGCCAUGCUGGUGGUCGGAUUCGUGAUCCUGAUUGUGUUCGCGCUGGUGGAGCGAUUCGUGGCUCCCAAACCAUUUGUCCCCUUCCGGUUGCUCACGUCUCGCACGGUUGUCGGAGCUUGCUUGAUUGACCUGACGUACCAGAUCGCUUAUUAUUGCUGGAACAGCUAUUUCACCUCUUACCUUCAAGUCGUCUACGGCCUCAGCGUUUCCACUGCCGGCUACAUCACGGGGAUCUUCGACAUCGUCUCUGCUUUCUGGCUAUUGGGGGUUGGCUACUUGAUGUAUAAGACUGCGCGCUUCAGGUGGCUUUUACUUAUUGCUGUUCCCAUGUAUAUCCUCUUCGUUGGCCUCCUGAUCUACUUCCGUCGACCGGGUACCAACAUUGGGUAUAUUGUCAUGUGCGAGAUUUUUAUUGCACUCAGUGGCGGCACCAUGAUUCUGUGCCAGCAGGUGGCUGUCACCUCCGUCUCGGCCCAUAAUGAUGUCGCGGCUAUUCUGGCCGUGUUGAGUCUCUUCGGAAACGUCGGUGGUGCAAUUGGCAACAGCAUUUCCGGUGCGGUGUGGACGAACACUCUCCCGCAAUCGCUCAAGAGACUGCUCCCGGACUCGGCCAAGGCAGAUUGGCAAACCAUCUACGAUGAUAUCACAGUGCAACUGAGCUACCCCAUGGGCAGUGCGGUGCGAACGGCGAUCAUCGACGCCUAUGCGGAUACGCAGACCAAGAUGAUCAUUGCCGGCACCGCAGUGAUGGCGUUGUCCCUGAUCUGGAUGCUUUUGGUGCGAGAUAUCAAGCUGACCGAUGUAAAACAAGUGAAGGGCUUGCUUUUCUAA